CAAACACGACUCACGCAGCGCCAGACCAUGUGCUUAACUGGUAGUUCUGGCACCAAACGUUGAUUAUGAUGGCAGACUUUACAAUGUACGCGAUAACAAGACGUCCGCGCACGUAGAACUCUGAAGCACCGUGGUCACGGUCUGAGGUGCGCGAUGCAUGCCACGAUGUUUAAGACCGCGCGGUUCGCGAGCGCUAUGUGCUGGAUGUGCGAGUGUUUGGUGUUCCGGCGAGCGCUGCACGGCAAAAUUUAUCGUGAGCUGGAAAACGAGCACUUUCACGAAGUUCUGGAAAGUCGGCCCGAACUGAAGCACAGUGUUUUGAGGCAACCAAACAAGGAAAACAUGCACAAACUGCUUGAUGCUGCCGUCCCUGGGGUAGACGACUCCGUACGUCGAUUCGUUGAGCUUUCCGUGCACACGGACGAACACAGCUCAUGCAUCGAAGAUAGGAAACACAAACCAAUUAUAGAGGGUGUCGUUGUUAGCUUGCCUGCGACAUCUGACGAUGCCUUAACGUGUGCCCUUGCAGGCCUUUGCUUGUGGCCACAGACGGCGGCGACCACAACUCCGCAUUUCAAGCACCUAUGGAACGCGCUCGACAGCGAAUGCAGCGCACGAUGUCCUCGAUGGGACAAGCACCGUCAGCUUCUGCUGGCAGACUGUUUCUAUCAUCUGCGGCUCAGCAGGAUUUCUAGGUACAACAGAACCAUGCUUACUAUUGCCGGCCGCUCUAUCGACAAGCUCACGCCCCGCGAGCUGAUUCAGUACUUGUUCUACACGAAUUUGCAGCGUCGAAUGGUGCGAAACAUCAAGCCAAUCGUCGAAGAAAGGCUUCUGUCGAGUUUUGACGUGCUCACAGUUGCUGAAGUCGGAUUGGCCUGUCAAAGCUUUUUCAAGUCGCAGGAAAUAAUCGAGGACAAACGGCUGAUGGCACGCGUCGUGAAAUUGUUGGAAGAAAAUGCAGUGAAGGCAGAUAGUGUUACCAUUGGUGCAUUAGCUAAAGCACUUCGUUAUAGCCGGACUGUUCAUGACACAUCUGCGUGGGUGAAGGCUCUGACAGCCUGCGAGCCUGGGGUAGCCAGGUGGGCUCCAUCCACAGUGGCGCAUGUAACGACACUGGCAACCGCACUUAAGAGUUACCAUCCCGUUCUCCUGGAUACUGCUUUACAGCACCUAAUGGAACAGAUAAAAACCAUUCGGUUGAAGGAGAUCGCAAGAACACUGAAAGCUGUAGCACUGUUCAACCAUAACCCCGAAGAAUUCAACUACAAAUCAGUUUUACGCGAGCUGUCAAGAUCAUGUAGGAGGCCAGAAAUUGAAAAUCAUCAUCACAUGUUUGUGUCGGCAUUGUGGUAUCUGGCAGUUGUUGGUGUAUACUCUGCCGAUUUGCUGCGACUGGCAUUAAAUGACGAUCGUGUGUACGGGAGUCAGAAGCACAAGGAUGUUAGCUUUCAUGCGGAGGCACUCCAGAGCUCGGUGCAGGUUGAACUGCCCUGCUACACCGGACCGUUCCUAAGUCCUCACGUUCUCAAGAGCUUACAGACCGAACACCAUGUUGUUGGGCGUGACAUUGACGAAGGAACAAAAGGGUUGCACCACAGGGAGCAGGUUACGCUAGAAGUUGUGAAUCGGCUGCGGAUGCGGUUUGGCGAUGUGUGUACUGUCAAGCGUGCACUACCACACCAUCACUACCCCGACAUCUUGUUUUGUGUUGAACAGGAGGGAGGGUUGAAACUGUCAAGGUGUGAAUUGGAGCUCAUGAGUGGUGCAUGGCGUCCGGUCAAAACUGGCACAAAAGCUGCAUGCGCUGUAGUUGUGCAUGGGCCAGGAUCGUACUGCGCCAACACGAACAAGCUCUUGGGAAUAGAGACCAUGAAGUUGCGUCAGUUGCAACACGUGGGAUUUAAGGUAAUAGAAAUGCCCCAUUUCCUGCCAUCACAAAUGUCAAAGGUUGCAUUUGACUGCUGGCUCGAGCAACAGUUACGGGCUCAACUCACAACUGUAGAAAUUUUGAAUUCUUGUACAAUAAAAGGAGCUUCAUAAGCCAUGCCAUGCAAAUGAGGUAGUUAGCAUCUAUUUUUUUAGUAACGUCGUGCCAUUAUGAGGCUGCAGCAAGGCUGUGUCGAGCAUGCACCUGAGGUCUAAAAAAAAAUUAUAUACCCA
Molecule: messenger RNA, 2163 nt
Organism: Rhipicephalus sanguineus (brown dog tick)
Lineage: Eukaryota; Metazoa; Arthropoda; Arachnida; Ixodida; Ixodidae
Exons: 1
Coding region: 154-2043 (629 amino acids)
Biological process (GO): regulation of mitochondrial mRNA stability; mitochondrial RNA processing
Cellular component (GO): mitochondrial matrix; ribonucleoprotein granule
Molecular function (GO): RNA binding
Source: RefSeq, a predicted model, not a curated record